UCUUUUUCUUUUCAUGCUGCUUUUUUAAUAUUUAUUUUUCUAUUAUCAUCCUUUUUAUUUUUACGUUUAGAAGCCAUGUUUCACACUUAUCAAUACAAAUUUUUAACUUACUUUAAUUCUAUACCGAAAAUGUUUUGAGUCAUUAAUUAUUAAAAUUCUAAUGCCACAUUUUUGCACAGGUACCAUAAGAAAUUUGGCCGAUACAUUGCCUGUUUGCGUUGGUAACUCCCACCCAUUUCAUUGAAAACUGGUGAAAUAAAUUUUUUGGAAACAGUUACACAUCUGGCUACAAAUUCUUGCUUUUUUAUUUAGAAAUUUGAAUAAUUAUCAAGUUAUCGACGAAUGAUUCAUCAACAAGAUCAAAAACAUUUAGGUGAUCUAAUUAUAAAGAUUACUCAAAGACAUGGGGAAGGAUUACUACAAAAUUUUAAAUGUUUCAAGAGAUGUCUCUGAAGCAGAUUUAAAGAAAGCAUAUCGUAAACUUGCUUUGAAGUACCAUCCUGACAAAAACCAAGACCCAGGUGCUUCAGAUACUUUCAAAGAAGUUGGUGAGGCAUAUGAAGUGCUCAGUGAUCCGAAGAAGAGGGAAAUCUAUGACAAGUACGGUGAAGAAGGGUUGAAAGGACAAGCUGGAGGAUUUUCUGGUGCUGAAUUUUCCGGAUUCAACCCUGGCGACUUUAAUUUCUCUGGAUUUGAUCCACAUGAAACAUUCCGCAACUUCUUUGGAGACGAAGAUCCGUUUAAAGAUAUGUUUGAGAAUUUUGGAAGUUUUAGUGGAGGCAUGGGUGGUAUGGGAGGUAUUGGAGGCAUGGGUGGUAUGCCGCACAUGAGUGCCUUCUCUAGUAUGGGUGGCUCCCGCAAAGACCCGGCUGUUGAACAGAAUUUACCGGUUACUUUCGAAGAACUUUUUACCGGUGCAACCAAAAAAAUGAAAAUAACUCGGAAUGUUCUUGUACCUGGGACCAACACAACUAGAUCCGAACCUAAAAUUUUAGAAAUAAAAAUAAAAAAAGGAUGGAAAGAAGGAACCAAAAUUACUUUCCCCAAAGAAGGAAAUCAAACAUCUGGUAGCACUCCGGCUGAUAUUGUGUUCAAAAUCGUUGACAAACCACACAAAACAUUCACUCGAGACGCAGAUAAUAAUUUAAUCUAUCGACAUAAAAUUUCGUUGAAACAAGCACUGAUUGGUGUCCACGUUGACGUACCGACGAUAGAUGGACGCCAUAUCGGAGUGGAGGUUUCCCAAGCUUCUCCGACUACAAAAAGGAUUAUUAAGGAAGAGGGUCUGCCCCUCCCCAAAACACCUGAAAGGAGAGCAGAUCUAAUUGUAGAGUUUGAAAUUUUAUUCCCGAAAAAUUUAUCACCUGAACAGAAAAAUUCACUGAAGCAAAUUUUACCGGAUUAGUUGAAAUUAGAAGAAAGAAAAUGCUACUAGCAUUUAUAGUUGCGAAUUUAUAAAGUAUACUUAAAAUUUAUAUUUUUAUUCAAAAGUAUUUUCGUUUAGUGGAACCAUUAAGAAAAGAACGUUUUUACAGAAGAAACUUUUGCAGUUUUUGCUGAAAAUUUGGUAGAACCGCCAAUUUUUUUUACUUUUUAUUUUUACCUCAAAAGUUUUCUGCAAAAUGCGAAUAUAUUACAGUAACGCUGUAUCCCAAAAGUUUCCUCCACAAACACCUUCCCUUAAGAGCUUCGCCUGUAAUAUUUCUUUACACGUAAGAAACAGUUUUUACAUUCAAGCUAUGUAAUUCUUAACUAAAUAUUUUCAGAACUUGGUUCCUUUGAAAUGCUUUUUGGAAAGAACUUUAUUUAUAGAGCAUUUAUAGAGUAAGUUUUCCCGUCCUAAAUUCUUUUAAAUAUUUUGCAAGUAAUCGCAGUUCACAGAACCAUCAAUCUCAGCCUCAUGUUUCUUUCAUUGUUUCUUAAAAAAAUCUUGACAGUUGUUUUCACCGCUUUGUGAAAUCAGAAAAAAUUCUUUGUUAAGUAUUGUAAUUAUACCUUUCUUACACUAGUGUUAAUACCAUUCAUAAUAGGUUUUUGUGUUAAAAUUUAAGUACCAAAAAAUUACGUUUCUUCAUGUUUCGUAUGAAAAUGAAACUGACGUUUUUAUCAAUCUCGUCCCCAGGGUUUCUUUUUCCCUUAGUAACUACUUCUUUCGCGCCAGCCACAUAUCAGAAAGAGAAAAAGAAUCCCUGGGAACGAGAUUGACGUUUUUAUAAGAGUGUUACUUUUUAUUUAUUUGUAAGUGUUUGGUUACCGCCUCCUCCUUAGUUCCACUUGAACUUGUGUUUACGUGUACGUUAUCAUUACACGUUUUAUGGUUACGUAUGGCGUGAAGAAAUUCUCUCUAGACAA
Hydractinia symbiolongicarpus is the source of this 2352-nucleotide messenger RNA. RefSeq names its product dnaJ homolog subfamily B member 1-like. Gene Ontology annotation, cellular component: cytosol. The record is from RefSeq and is a predicted model, not a curated record. Gene Ontology annotation, molecular function: protein-folding chaperone binding. Bases 404 to 1405 code for a protein of 333 amino acids. The transcript has 4 exons. NCBI's taxonomy places the organism in Eukaryota, Metazoa, Cnidaria, Hydrozoa, Anthoathecata, Hydractiniidae.